CUUUCCCUCCGUAUCAUGGCCUACGUGAGACACUUUCGGACAUUAGUUUCGGGAUUUUACUUCUGGGAAGCAGCACUGCUACUCAGCUUGGUUGCAACAAAGGAAACAGAUAGUGCAAGGUCUCGAAGUCCCCCAAUGUCACCUUCUGACUUUCUGGAUAAAUUAAUGGGAAGGACAUCGGGGUAUGAUGCAAGAAUCAGACCCAAUUUUAAAGGCUCUCCAGUUAAUGUCACGUGCAACAUAUUCAUAAACAGCUUUGGUUCGAUCGCUGAGACAACCAUGGAUUACAGAGUGAAUAUCUUUCUUCGUCAGAAAUGGAACGAUCCUCGACUUGCAUAUAGUGAAUAUCCUGAUGACUCCUUAGACCUAGACCCUUCCAUGUUGGACUCCAUUUGGAAACCUGAUUUGUUCUUUGCCAAUGAAAAGGGAGCCAACUUUCAUGAAGUUACUACAGACAACAAAUUGUUAAGAAUUUUCAAGAAUGGGAAUGUUCUUUAUUCAAUAAGAUUGACAUUAACACUCUCCUGUCCAAUGGAUCUCAAGAAUUUUCCAAUGGAUGUACAGACCUGUACUAUGCAACUGGAAAGCUUUGGGUACACAAUGAAUGAUCUCAUUUUUGAAUGGCAAGAUGAGGCACCUGUACAAGUGGCAGAAGGACUCACUUUGCCCCAGUUUCUGUUGAAAGAAGAGAAAGAUUUACGAUACUGCACUAAACAUUACAACACAGGAAAGUUUACAUGUAUAGAAGUGCGAUUCCAUCUUGAACGACAAAUGGGCUACUAUCUGAUCCAGAUGUACAUUCCCAGUCUCCUGAUUGUCAUUCUCUCCUGGGUUUCAUUCUGGAUCAAUAUGGAUGCUGCUCCAGCCAGGGUAGCCUUGGGAAUAACCACCGUGCUGACUAUGACUACACAGAGUUCAGGAUCACGAGCUUCCUUACCAAAGGUUUCGUAUGUCAAAGCUAUUGACAUUUGGAUGGCAGUGUGUCUCCUUUUCGUGUUUUCAGCACUACUGGAAUAUGCAGCUGUCAAUUUUGUAUCGAGACAACAUAAAGAACUUCUGAGAUUUCGACGAAAGAGAAAGAAUAGGACAGAAGCUUUUGCAUUGGAGAAGUUUUACCGUUUCUCAGACACGGAUGAUGAGGUAAGGGAAAGCCGAUUCAGUUUCACAGCCUAUGGAAUGGGACCGUGUCUGCAAACAAAAGACGGUGUGACUCCAAAGGGCCCAAACCAUCCUGUCCAGGUAAUGCCAAAGAGCCUGGAUGAAAUGAGGAAGGUCUUCAUUGACCGGGCCAAGAAGAUUGACACCAUCUCCCGAGCCUGCUUCCCAUUAGCCUUUUUAAUUUUUAAUAUUUUCUACUGGGUUAUCUAUAAAAUUCUUAGGCAUGAGGAUAUUCAUCAGCAACAAGAUUAAGUCUCUGGGUGUGUGCAAGUGUGCAAACUGUCAACUCAGAAGGAAGGUUUUUUGCCAUAGGGCUGUGUGUGUGUGUGUGUGUGUGUGUGUGUGUGUGUGGUGUACAAAUGAUGACCAUUUGUCAUAUGUGGCAUAUGGAAAGGUAUUAUUAUGAUUUGCUAUGCAAAGUCAUGAGGCAGUUGAGUACU
Messenger RNA from Lagenorhynchus albirostris (white-beaked dolphin), 1598 nucleotides. It is a transcript of the gene GLRA3, whose product is annotated as glycine receptor alpha 3. Gene Ontology annotation, cellular component: plasma membrane; neuron projection; postsynaptic membrane. Gene Ontology annotation, biological process: regulation of membrane potential; nervous system process; chemical synaptic transmission. NCBI's taxonomy places the organism in Eukaryota, Metazoa, Chordata, Mammalia, Artiodactyla, Delphinidae. The transcript has 10 exons. The record is from RefSeq and is a predicted model, not a curated record. Gene Ontology annotation, molecular function: transmembrane signaling receptor activity; transmitter-gated monoatomic ion channel activity; extracellularly glycine-gated chloride channel activity. Bases 16 to 1410 code for a protein of 464 amino acids.